Molecule: messenger RNA, 336 nt
Organism: Meloidogyne enterolobii
Lineage: Eukaryota; Metazoa; Nematoda; Chromadorea; Rhabditida; Meloidogynidae
Source: the annotation of a GenBank genome assembly
AAAUUAAAUUUAAUUAAAAUGGAGAACAAUCGAGAACAAAAUGGGGAAUUGGAACAAAACAGUGAAGAAAAUGUCAAUACCAUCAGCUCUUCAACCUUAAAUGGUGGAACUGAGACUGGAGGUCGUUCCGACCUUUCUAUCAUGUCGGAAAUUGCUUUGGAGACUGCACGACAAGCAUCCAGCUUGAUUCUCGCAACCGAUGCAGCUGCUGAAACUGGCAACAUUACACUUUAUGAGGCUGAACAAGUCAAUACGGCCAUUUUGUUUGCUUCUGAAGCGGCAGAAUUAGCCGAUCGUCUUGAGGCAGAACAGAUACAACGAGAAGCUGAAGAGUGA